AUGUCAGACAAACAGACAGAAAAAUUAGCAAAUCAUCAACAGAGUCGAAAAGUUUCAUUGCUGGGAAUAUUCAUAUGUGUUCGUCUAAUCAACUCUUUCCUGACAAAUACUUUUUUCCAAGCAGAUGAAUUUUAUCAAUCUCUAGAGCCAGCUCAUUUCAAAGCAUUUGGGUACGGUACUCUGACAUGGGAGUGGAACCAAGGCCUUCGAAGUUACGCUUUUCCUCUUAUAUUUGAAUUGGUAUACCGAUUGUCAAAUUGGUUUACAAUUAUCACAACAGUCGCAUUACAACUCUUUGUUACUACAUGGGGGUGGGUUUUAAAUUUAAACCUGCUGAACCCUCAACUAACUCAACAGGUUUUGCUGGACAUGUAUGGCUUGCCCACGAAUUAUCAUUCAUUUAUGGAAUAUCACACUACAAUAUACGGACCCAAAAUCAUUAUGUCUAUAAUAGCCUCAUUGGGGGAAUAUUAUUCAAUUAAAUUUAUUGAGAAAUUAUAUUUCAACUCAAUUAAAAAGCAAAAUGAUAUCAAACCAGACUCCUCUCAAUUGAACAAUCUACUCAAAAUUGCCACAAUACUUUCCAUUACUAAUUUCUUUAAUGGGUUUUUCAUAACAAGAACUUUUAUAAACUCGUUUGAAAUGACCCUUACUGCAAUGGCAUUAUAUUAUUGGGAUUGGUCUACUGGUUUGAACGAAAUAAAUUCAUGGGGGUUUAUGAAAUCAUUAAUAUUAGCCACAUUUGCAUGUUGGCAAAGACCAAGCAAUGCUCUCGUCUGGAUAGUUCUUGGUGGCUUUCUAAUUCUAUCUUUACUCCAAUCCAAACAAUUUUCCAAAAUAAUUUUACUAAUAUCUCGUUCCUUGAUAGCAAUUUGUAUUAGCGGUGGUAUCAAUUGUAUUAUUGAUUAUUAUUUUUAUGGGAAAUGGACUUUCCCAGUAAUAAAGUUUUUGAAAUUUAAUUUUACAACUCCAUUAUCCAAAUUUUAUGGUACAGCUCCAUGGAAUUUUCAUAUUUUCCAGAGUUUACCAAUUUUAUUAGGUUAUAGUAUACCAUAUUUCGUAAUAGGUCUUUUCAUGGUCAACAGAAUGAUUAAAAAAUAUGAUAGCUAUUACGAAAACCCCUUUACUCAAUUAAAAGCUGUUAUUUUAAUAAAUUUGAUAGCAUAUUCAUUAAUAUCACACAAGGAAUUUCGAUUUAUUUAUCCAUUACAACCAAUCUUAUUAUGCUUUGCUACAUUUGGUGCUUCAUUUAUAACCGAUUCUCCAAGAUUCAAAUCAUUGGGAUUUGAUUUGAUUUGGAUCUUGGGAUUUUGUUCAAUCCUUGUAGCAUCAGCCAUUUGCAUGAUACAUGAAUCAGGUACUAUUGAUGUAAUUAAAUUCUUGCAUGAUGAACCAAAUCUUAAAAGUUUAGGCUUCAUGAUGCCCUGUCACUCAACACCUGCCCAAUCUUACCUCCAUAGAAAUGACAUUGAAGAUUUAUGGAGCAUAUCCUGUGAACCACCCUUACAUUUGUUAGACGAUACUGAUUCGUUAAAUAGUAAAAUCAGUAUUGAUAAGAAAUUGGAAAGUUAUAUGGAUGAAAGUGAUUAUUUAUAUGAUGAUAUCGAGAAAUUUAUUUAUAAAAAUUUCCCACCCAUUUUUAAUGAUAAAUUAAGGAGCCCUGGUAAAGACUACACAUAUGAAUGGCCACAAUUCUUGGUAAUUUUCGAACAUUUGGACGAUGCAUAUUUGAACGACUUUUUAAAAGACUCGAAUUAUUUAGAAUAUACAAGAUUUUUCAACUCAAUAGUUCAUUGGGAUUCACGUAGAGCAGGUGACGUAAUUAUUUAUGAAAAGAUGAAAUGA
Messenger RNA from Henningerozyma blattae CBS 6284, 1845 nucleotides. It is a transcript of the gene GPI10, whose product is annotated as putative glycosylphosphatidylinositol-alpha 1,2 mannosyltransferase. Gene Ontology annotation, molecular function: alpha-1,2-mannosyltransferase activity. The coding region runs from base 1 to 1845 and encodes 614 amino acids. The record is from RefSeq and is a predicted model, not a curated record. Gene Ontology annotation, biological process: GPI anchor biosynthetic process. Gene Ontology annotation, cellular component: endoplasmic reticulum membrane. The transcript has a single exon. NCBI's taxonomy places the organism in Eukaryota, Fungi, Ascomycota, Saccharomycetes, Saccharomycetales, Saccharomycetaceae.